ACCUUCACUAGCUGGAUAAAUUCACAAUUGGCAAAGCACACUCCUCCUUCCACUAUCUCAGAUCUAUAUGCAGACAUCAAAGAAGGUCGUGUGCUCUUGGACCUGCUGGAAGUACUUUCAGGUCAACAACUGCCACGGGAGAAAGGAUGUAACACCUUCCAGUGCAGAAGCAAUAUAGAAAAUGCCUUGACAUUUUUAAAAAACAAAUCAAUCAAGCUGAUAAAUAUUCAUGUUGCUGACGUUAUUGAAGGAAAACCUUCCAUUGUGCUUGGCCUAAUUUGGACAAUUAUAUUACAUUUUCAUAUUGAAGAACUUGCACAGACCCUUGGUAUUAGUUAUUAUCAGCCCUCUUUUGAUUGUUCAAGUAUUGUCGACUUAUCUCCAGCUGUAAGCCCACAGGCAAAAAAAAGAGGUAGAGUUAAAAAACGGUGGAAGAUAUCUGCAAAGAAGGCCCUCCUGUUGUGGGUAAAAGAGCAAUGUUCAAUGCAUGGAUCUAUCAAUGUGACAGAUUUCAAAUCAAGCUGGAGAAAUGGACUGGCUUUUUUAGCUAUCAUCCAUGCCUUAAGACCAGAUUUAGUUGACAUGGACAGAGCAAAGGGUAGAGCCAACAAAGAAAAUUUGAAGGAGGCUUUUAAAAUUGCAGAACAUGAAUUAAAUAUUCCAAGACUUCUUGAACCUGAAGAUGUCGAUGUUAUCAAUCCGGAUGAAAAAUCUAUCAUGACUUAUGUGGCUCAGUUUCUGCAAUAUUCCAGAAGUUUACCCGUGGCUGAGGAAGACAUGCAGGGGAAAGUAAAAGAGGCUUUGAGCUGGCUAAGUCUAACAGAGAAAAAGUUAUCAAAGUUGUCAGUCGAUACAGAAAAUGAAACAUAUUACAGAAAGUUUCAAGAAAUGCGAUCAUUUAUAGCAUCGUUCAAUGAAGAGAAGAGACCCUUUCUGCCAGUGUUGUCUUCAAACAGAAGUGUGCCGGAGCUAAAUGAAGAUCGGAAACGGAUGAGAGUGGCAUGGGAUAACCUAACCUCCCAGAUUAAUGAAUGGAAAACAAAGAUGGACCAAGCACUGCCUCCUCCUCUAGACAGCAUUGAAGUUUGGCUCCAAGAGGUAGAACAUCUGCUGGCAGAAGAUUUAGCUGAUUCGCAGGACCACUGUAAAGCAAUGGCCCUCUUCAAAGAAAAAAUUAGAUUAUUUAAGGGCUUGAUGGAUAAUUUUGACUGUCACUUGAUCACCCUUCAAUCAUUCGAGAAUAAAGAUGAGAAGGAUAUGCCACUGGUACCACUUGAGAAGCUAGAUGACAUGAAAAGAAGAUUCAGCAAUAUCCAGUCUACAAACUUCAGCAUACUUCUAGAAUACCACUACUGUCUGUGCGCGGCUAUCUUGGAUGAAGUGACAUUAAAGUUAAAUAUCCGGGACAUCAGAUAUGGAACUAAAGAAUCGGUGGAGCUAUUGUUGAGAGACUGGCAUGGUUUUAUUGAAGAAAGGGGAUUCACAACUCAACUAGAAACUGCUUUUCAAAUAUGUGAAGACAUGAGAAACAAAAACAUAAGCAUGAAUAUUUUAGCUGGUGAUCCUCAAGAUAUUAAUAAACUGUUUAAGAUGGUAGAUGCUAAGAUUUCUAUGUGCAGAGAAUAUAUUUACAAUGUAAACCUGGUCCUACAAAAAAUUCUGUCGUCUUGGGACACUUAUAUAGAGAACAUUCAUUUACUGAAGGCCUGGUUGGAUGAAACAAGAAAAGAACAUCCUAAAAAGGUCCCCACUGAGAUUCUGGCGAAGUGGAACUCGGUGCAUGGUUCCUUAAAUGAAGCUGGAAACUUUUUAAUUGAAGUCAGCAAUGAGCAAGUGAGAUCAGAUAUUUCUAAAGAACUGAAAAAACUGAACGCAAGAUGGGCUAAAUUUAUAAAGAGAACAAAGUUUGAGAUGAGAUUACUGAGAAUGCAAGAAGAGCAAAAGAAGUCAGAUCUGGACAAUAAUGGAAAUUCUCAGUCUCCUGCAGAGGCAGUGGCAGAUACACUCAAUAUUACAGGUGAUAUUUCAACAGAGGCUACUAAGAGAAACAUUCAGAAGGCAGAGCUUCGAGAAAAGAAUGCGGAUGUAAUUGAACAAACCACUGAGCUUCUGCCCAGAGUGGAGAUAAUUGAAGAGCUUCUCAAAGGGAUGGAAAACUGGGCCACAGAAACUGAAUGCUUUCUUGAGACGAUCCAACAUGAAGGCUGUGUGGGAAGCUCCAGAGAAGAAUCUUUGCAGAUCCUAGCUGCCAGAAGAGCCAUGUGCCAAGAACAAGUUGCUGCAGCAGAAGAAAUCUUGCAAGUUUUGACACGUAAUAUUUCAAGUCAGGUGUCCCUCCUGGAUUGUCAGACAGCUGGGCUACAGACACGAAUUAAAGACGCCAAAGAUAGACUUCAGGCUGCCAUGAUUAACCUAGACCUUGUCUCACCCAAAUCGGCUAAUUUUGAAGAAUCUCAGAAGGAGCUUGAAACAUCUAUUUUAAAAGCUGUACAACUCGUUAGCCAUAAAGUGAGCAGGGAUCAGCACAUUUUGAAAAAUGAGGAAGCUUUUAGCAUUUUAGACACGAGAAUCCUUGAAAACUUUUUGAAAGCAGCUGAACAAUUGAAAAAUAUUUCACCAGCUCAUGAAAAGGUAGCUGUGGAGGCAAGAUGCAGAGAUGUUCGUGAAAGAUGGGAGGCAGUUCAUCGUGAAAUCAUAUCAUGUAUUCAGUUCAUAAUGGAAAUGGAAAUAGGGAAAUUUAAUGCAUCUUUUUCAAAACUCAAUAAACAACUAAGUAAAGAGAAGAAACUUCUCAGUAUCGGUAAAACCAAGCGACUUAUAAAAGAACAUGAGGCUUUUUUCUCUCCUGAAGGCUGCCUGGGGGAAUUGAACAACAGCUUACAAGUUCUUAAAGCGAUGUGCAAAAAACUGACUGCUAAAGAAACUCACCCAGAAACAAAGAAACUCAUUGCAGAGUGUGAACAAAAGCAAGAACAGCUUCAGAAAUGUGCUGCUGAUGCUUACAGAACUCUGCUGUCCCAUGUUGGAGAUGGUCAGGCAUCUGAACAAGGGGGCUCUUUAUAUGCUCCUGACAAUGGAGAAAAGCACAUUUCAUCCCAAUCAGUUGAUAUACUUUCAACUCAGGAGGCAUCAGGUCCAGUUUCAGAUGUUAUUUUUGAAUCAGACCUGAAACAACGGAAUGGUGAAAGCUGUGCAAAGAAGUUUGAGAGAGACAGUGAUUUGCCCUUAAAGAAUUUAUUAGAAAGCUUUGAUACACAGAGGAGUAAUCUGGAACUUCAUUUACAAAAAGCCAGAGAUAAAGUGGAUUCUGCUUUCACUGAUGAAAUAAGAGACACCUCAUGCCUUCAGAAUAAGCUGCUAGAUCUACAGGUCAUAGAGAGGAAAGCUAAUUCUUGUUGGACACAGAUUGAAAUUAUUACAUCUAAGUUAGAAAAUCUUAUGGAUAACACAAGGAAGCCUAGUAUUUCUGAAACACGAAACAGACUUAACAGAGAGUGGAGUGAACUUCAGAUUAUUCUAAAUGCCAGAAUGAAAUCUUUAAAGACUGCUUUGGAAGUAGUUUUGCCAAUAGAAAAGGAAUUCAUUCUUCUAUGCAACUCAGAUGGACAACUCCACAAAAUAGACAUUCAGCAGUUUACUCUGACAAAUACUGAUUUUGUUUAUAGAGAACUGAAGAAAGUCCAGAGCUGUAUAAUCAAUCAGAUUGAAUUGUGUAAACAGCUGGAAAACCCAGACAGCUCAUCAGGAGAUGAAUUUAACCCAAUAGAUUUGCAAGCAGCACAUGAGAUUAUCCUUACAUAUAAAAAACAGCUUGAAGAAAUGAAUCAUAAAAUGCGGAUCCGGAAAACAGCCCUCAAAGAACUGGAAGCUUUUUUGGCUUCAUUGCAAAGAGUUACAUUUUCUAUUGAGCAUGCAACAGACUCUUCAAUUUCUGACAAGCCAGUGGUGCAAGGAAGUGCAUCAAAAGAAGCUAUACAGCAAGAAGUUUCUUUAAUGAAAGAAGAGGCUAAACGUUUGGAUGAGCACUUGCAGAUGGUUGAUAUCUAUUUGGAAAAUGGUGAAUGUGGGGGAAAGACUUGCUGUGAAGAACUCAUUGUGGCCUUAUCUGGAAAGGCAAACAAGGCUUUUGCCCGUCUAAGUAAGAAGGAGCUCAUCCAAGAAAAUGAGUCACAGGAGACUUUUUCCACAAGAAAUAAUGAGCUCUUAAAAAAUAUUCAAGACCUACAUGAUAAGAUGAAUAAAAUAGGUUUGAAGGAUCCAUCGAUUCCAGCAGUUCAACAAAGGAUAAAAUCAUUAACACAAUUGGAACAGGAAUUGGGUUGCUUUGCUAUUGAAAUGAAAUCCAUACGAGAAAUUGCUAACAAGCUUCUACAGAAUGACGAGACAAAAGGAGAAGAAGCAGAUGAACAGUGCACAGUCACAGAACGGUUAUGGGAGGAUACAAAACUAUCACUUGCUGAAUGCCAAGAGCAGUGCGAGAGGGCAUUGGAGCUCCUGAAACAAUAUCAAAGCUGCAAAAAUAGUCUGAUAAUCAUGAUCCAGAAACAAGAGUGUGUCCUUUCACAGCAAACUUCUUAUAUGGGGAAAGACAAUCUGCAGAGAAUGAUAGCAAAGAUUGAAGUGGUUAAAGAAGAAUUUAAUGAUCACUCUGAAGAUGUAGAAAAAAUAAAUCAGAUCUGCAAAAACCUUCACUUCCAGCUCAAUAAAAUGAGAAGCUUUGAGGAGUCUCCCUUUCAGAAUGAGGCUGACAUUAUUGUGGACAGAUGGCUCGAUAUCAAUGAAAAAACUGAAAACUAUUGUGAUAAUUUGGGAAGAGCUCUGGCUUUGUGGGACAAACUUAUUAAUUUAUUCAGCAAGACUGACAGCUGGGCAAAUACACAGCUUAGAAGCAUAGAAGAACAUCAGCUGACUGAAGAGGAGGUGACAGAAUUGAAGACUUCUUUACAGGUCCAAGAGCAAAACUUAGAGGAAUUUGACCGAAAAGUGGCUGAGAUACAGCAUCUUCUUCAUAAUAAUGAGCCUCCAUUGGAGUUCCAGGUCAUCAAGUCAUCGGUUGAGAACAAAAUGGAGCUAAUAAGAAAGCACUUACUGAAUAAGACGAGACCCAGUGAACUUAACAGCAAUUCAACAGAGCUAAAAGGGGACCUUGACCUGGCCAAGACACAGAUUGGGAUGACAGAAUCACUUUUAAAAGCUUUAUUUCCUUCUGACACUUUAGAGAUCUUUACAAAAUUAGAGGAGCUCCAUCAGAAAAUUCUCCAACAAAAACACCAUGUGAAAUUACUCCAAAAAAAGACAGGUUGUCUGAAUCCAGAAGUGGCUGAAUUAAAGCAGCAGCUUCAGUGUAUCACUGAUUUGUUUAAUACAAAAAAACAAAUUUUCCAGGAUCAUUUUACCAGUCGUUUGAACUAUCAGUGUGAGGAUUUUAAUGACUGGUUCAGCGGCGCUCAGCUAUCUUUAAAGGAUUGUUUUGACCCUUCAGAAACAAAACAGAUAUUGGAAGGAAAAUUGCAGAAGCUGGUGAGUUUCCUAACCUUUGAAGGCAAAGAGAGUGACAUCCAAGAGGUAAAAUCUCUCUUGCAUAAAGUGGAGAGUUAUUUGCCUGAAGCUAGUGUUAAUCAACUUAAUUGCUGGGUGAGAGAUCAAGAAGCAGAGUUACAAAGAGUAACCUCCAAAUGUCAAAAACAAGAAAAGAAACUUUGUGCUUCUUUGCAACAACUCAUUAGACUUCAGGAAGACAACAGUGGCUUGAAGGAAUGGCUCACUAUUCAGGAAGAAACAUGGCUGGAGACUAAAAACGAGAAGAUUAAAUUAGAAAGUCUUUACCAAAUGCUAAUAAAGCAGAGAGAAGCAUUCGACUCCCUAUCUCAGCUGGCAAAUUCUUUGAGGGAG
Pelodiscus sinensis (Chinese soft-shelled turtle) is the source of this 5892-nucleotide messenger RNA. The record is from RefSeq and is a predicted model, not a curated record. NCBI's taxonomy places the organism in Eukaryota, Metazoa, Chordata, Testudines, Trionychidae.